UUUGCCACCAAGAUCCUAAAGUAUUCAACUACUUGAAUGUUGUUGGUAUGUGAUGUAACAGGGCCUUUACCGCGGAAGCUGCCGUCGCUGCUGCAAACUUCUGCCAUUUGUCAUCCUUGUUGCUGUCUGCAAAGUCACUCACUCCCUUGACCACCACGCAUGGCGGCCUCGGGGAGUGUACCGCUUCAGGGUUUGUUCCCGGGCCAUGAGGUGAGCCUCACCCGUGUGGAAAGCGAUGCUCUCUGGGCCUUGGGUGGAACGGAAGCCAGCCAACGGUGAAGAAUCGGUGGUGGCGCUCCCAGACGAGCAGCCGAUGGCUAUAGCCGUGCUGCUCGCCAUUGUUCACGAACGGCUAGACCUUGUACCGACGUGGUCAGGCAAACAUGUACAUCACGCGUCCUUCGAGGCCAUCUCGAGCAUCCUCUCGGCGGCCGACAAGUACGGCCUUAUACCUCUGUUCUGGCCCUUUGUCCACGAGUGGGUACCGCACACCAAACCGUCCCACUAUACUUGUAGUGAAGACGACCCCCUCGGGCCGCUUUACCGGCUAAACAUCGCGUGGCAGCUGGGACAAAAAGAAGUGGUGACGGAGACUAUCUGGCGUUUUAUCUUUGAGCUGCCGGGGGAUAGGCUGGAAGCGCUGCUCGCCGCCGCAGAGGACGGGCCUCGUAUCGGGAUGUCCCUAUCUCUCCGGGACGUGUUCCGCACCAUCACAGGUUUUCGGCAGGAUGUGACCCAGUCCGCCCUAGACUUCUUCCAUGAAUUUAUGGACGGCCUCAGCAACGACAACGGAAUGAUGGACGACCUCAGCAAAAGCACAAACAUGUUUUGCGUGGGCGACAUAUUUGGGGCCGUUUCUAUGGACGCCUGGCCGUAGAACGAGGAAUGGUACCGUACUUCAAGAACUCGCUCAUCAUCCUAGAGCUACGGAGACGCCACGCCCUGGAGCGAAGCCGCUGCAACGCUUUUGUGCUUAGCGAGAUCGUGGGCCGUCUGCCAGAGGAGGGAUUUCCGAGGGGGGCCGAGGAUGUUCAUAUAAGCGUCGACGACUUGCUGGACAAGAUGGACCUUGCUAUCGGCGCGUCCCACGAUC
Molecule: messenger RNA, 1093 nt
Organism: Chaetomium fimeti
Lineage: Eukaryota; Fungi; Ascomycota; Sordariomycetes; Sordariales; Chaetomiaceae
Exons: 1
Coding region: 236-877 (213 amino acids)
Source: RefSeq, a predicted model, not a curated record